Molecule: messenger RNA, 561 nt
Organism: Benincasa hispida (wax gourd)
Lineage: Eukaryota; Viridiplantae; Streptophyta; Magnoliopsida; Cucurbitales; Cucurbitaceae
Source: RefSeq, a predicted model, not a curated record
AUGAAUGGUCAAGCUGAAGUAUCCAAUCGAGAAAUCAAAUCUAUCCUAGAGAAAGUUGUCAACGCAAUGUGGAAGGACUGGGCACAGAGGCUGGAUGAAGCGCUCUGGGCCUACAGGACUGCCUACAAGACCCCUAUAGAGUCGGAGCACAAGGACUUCUGGGUAGUUAAGAAGCUAAACUUGAACUUGGACACCGCGGGCGCUCAACGCAAACUUCAGCUCAAUGAGCUUGAGGAGUGGCGAUUGAACGCGUACGAGAAUAACAAGCUUUACAAAGAAAAGACAAAACGUUGGCACGAACAACACAUUAGUAAGAAAGAGCUUGUUGUUGGCGAAAAAGUUCUAUUGUUCAAUUCACGUCUGCGUUUAUUCCCAGGGAAGUUAAAAUCCAGGUGGUCAGGACCCUUCAUCAUUAAGACAAUCUUUCCAUAUGGAGCAGUGGAAUUAACACGGGAGGAUGGCACCAACGCAUUCAAAGUAAAUGGCCAAAGAGUGAAGCCAUACUUUGAAGAUGGACUGGAACGUCAAAAGUCAUCUCUCGCACUACGCAAAGCCAGCUGA